Nematocida parisii ERTm1 is the source of this 225-nucleotide messenger RNA. RefSeq lists its product as uncharacterized. The coding region runs from base 1 to 213 and encodes 70 amino acids. Lineage: Eukaryota; Fungi; Microsporidia. The record is from RefSeq and is a predicted model, not a curated record. The transcript has a single exon.
AUGCGCGCGCCAAGAUUAUCGUUCUCAGAGGAAUUCAGAGAUGUAUGGGAUAAGGAGAACAAAGACCCCGACACAUUAGAGUUUUCUUCAAAAACCAUUGCUGGCUCCUGUGAAAAGAAAGAAGGCGAAAAUAAAAGCACUUCUUCAAAAGUAGACAUAGCUCCAAAAGUAGAGCUUCUUUGGCUAAACGAAUUAUUAGGAUGUAUAUUAUAAAUAAAGACUAGA